ACCCACGCUCCCGUCUCAUGUGCCUUUGGAUCCUUGCAUUUCCUCAAGGCUCACCUUCUUCCACGACUCACUCUCUCAACCCGUCAGAUUCUGGUCAGAUCUGACGGCUGAGGCCACACUAAUCUGUUCCUUCCCAAAAUGUUUCGCAAGUAGAUUCUUUCCAAGUUGGUUCUGUAAAUCCCAAGUCCCGCUCUUUUCCUCUUUAUCCUUUUCCACCAGCUUCUCUACUAAAACAACAAUCUCUCUCGCCCGAUCGAACCCUCUGAGAGUAAGAAUAAUGCAGGAACAAGCGACUAGCUCUUUAGCCGCUAGCUCUUUACCAUCGAGCAGCGAGAGAUCUUCUAGCUCUGCUCCACAUUUGGAGAUCAAAGAAGGAAUAGAAAGCGAUGAGGAGAUACGGCGAGUUCCUGAGUUCGGCGGAGGAGCUGCCGGAAAAGAAACUUCCGGUAGAGAAUCCGGAUCGGCGACGGGUCAGGAGCGGGCACAGGCGACUGCUGGGGAAAGUCAAAGGAAGCGAGGGAGGACACCGGCGGAGAAAGAGAACAAGCGGCUAAAGAGGUUGUUGAGGAAUAGAGUUUCAGCACAGCAAGCAAGAGAAAGGAAGAAGGCUUACUUGAGUGAGUUGGAAAACAGAGUGAAAGACUUGGAGAACAAAAACUCUGAGCUUGAAGAGCGACUCUCUACUUUGCAGAACGAGAAUCAGAUGCUUAGACAUAUUCUGAAGAACACAACAGGAAACAAGAGAGGGGGAGGAGGUGGUUCUAACGCUGAUGCAACCCUCUGAUCUCCUUCAAUCUUGUGUUAUAUUUUUGUGGAUAAAAAUUUACAGGGAAUGGUAUUAAUAAUUAUCAUGUUAAAUUUAUAUGGAAUGUGACAGCUAAAUUUCCAAUUGUAGACCAAGUUCUCUUGUUGUAGUCAUUCAAAGAUAAUUGUGUUUUUAACAAAGAAGAAAGAUCUUGUUUUGGUAUAUGACAUUGUGACAGUGUA
Capsella rubella is the source of this 987-nucleotide messenger RNA. Its product is annotated as transcription factor HY5. Gene Ontology annotation, cellular component: nucleus. Lineage: Eukaryota; Viridiplantae; Streptophyta; Magnoliopsida; Brassicales; Brassicaceae. Bases 278 to 784 code for a protein of 168 amino acids. The transcript is spliced from 4 exons. The record is from RefSeq and is a predicted model, not a curated record. Gene Ontology annotation, molecular function: DNA-binding transcription factor activity, RNA polymerase II-specific. Gene Ontology annotation, biological process: response to red light; response to far red light; regulation of photomorphogenesis.